Molecule: messenger RNA, 1735 nt
Organism: Marasmius oreades (fairy-ring Marasmius)
Lineage: Eukaryota; Fungi; Basidiomycota; Agaricomycetes; Agaricales; Marasmiaceae
Exons: 5
Coding region: 253-1644 (463 amino acids)
Source: RefSeq, a predicted model, not a curated record
CCAACGCCACCACCACACUUCUCAAGAGUUCAUACGACGUACUCGGUGAGUAUUGACCGCGCUUUCUGAUAACUAUGACCUGACCUUGUGGCUCGGAUUUUCUGUUCAUAUUCUCCGGAGAAAUGUCUUACAAAUUUACCGUUUCUAUAAGUAUAAUGACCGCGGCAAUUACGGAGAUGGCUCUCAUCAUUUUCAUGAUGUUUCUUCCUUUAAAAAUAAAAAGGCAGACGUUAGUUCCCCUUUCCUGCCUUCAUGCAGCUCUUCAUCAAUGAUACUGCCUCGAUAUCUGGCUCUGUCACUUCCCUUCCAGCCUACACUCGACGGGAAUCCCCUCCUCCUCGUUUCCCAACCCAACAUGUCUUCCAGCUAUCCCACAACUUGAGCGACAAAAGGAACAGCAAGCCAUGGAUCACAUUGUACCUCAUCAGCAAUUCUCGCGAUCCAAAGUCCCUUCCUACCUAUGUCGAAGGUGACAAAAUCACAGGUUCCGUAGAGUUGGACCUUGAAGAGGCAGGAGACAACAUCCAGUCAGUUAAAGUCAUUGUGCGCGGAGACCUGACUAACGGAUACGAUGCUCAAGAACGAACAACUUUCCUGGAGUUAACCCAAACGCUGUGGUGUAAGUCGACAGAAGACUCGGGACGGACUAGUGGUAGACUUUUGGGACAUAACCGUUGGGCUUUUUCCGUUUCCUUACCCAAAACAGUCACCAUCCCCGGGUCGCCGGUAGACGAUCGACGCCAAUUUCCCCUCCCGCCUACUGUCGUGGAACGAUACACUCGCGCUAGCGUCCGUUACGACCUCAUCGUUCACGUUGUCAGAAGUAAAUUCCGAUAUAAUAGCAGCCUUUCAACUACUUUUGUCUAUAUACCUGCUACAAGGCCCGCACCGCCGUCACCACUACGACAGCUCGCUUACCAAGAUUCGAGCCCAAUCAUAGGUCCAGAAACAGAUCCUGAAGGAUGGAACACUCUACCCCCAGUUAAGAUACAAGGAAGUUUAUUCAAUGCCCGCAAUAUUGAAGUUGUCUGCCAUUUAUCCUUGGCGAAACCCUUGUGUUAUACCCGCGGCUCAGUAAUACCUCUUUCACUCCUACUUUCUUCCGCAGACAGUCAGGCUCUCGACCUCUUCUCCGUCCGCCCAGCCAUCGAUGUACGACUUCGGCGACAAGUUCAUUGCCGACACGAGCUCGUUCGUGCCGAGAUUAACCGUCCUAUAGGAAUGUUGGGAUUCACUAAGAAGACCAAAAAUCAGUCUUCCGAGGAUUCUGCCUUGGCCGUUUGGUGGCUCUCCCCCGAGGGUUGUCGCGAGGCCGGCGAUGGAUUGGUAUCACGUAGAAUGCAUGGUGAGCUGUCUCUCCCCACCAGCUUAAAGCCGAGUUGUGAGAUCUCGCAUUUUCGUAUCUGUUAUACCGUCGCUCUCUUUCCAUUUGAUACUCCCGGCUUCCAGGUAUCUUCCCUCGAUCAAACUAAUAUCAACUUGGAACCACUACUGGAGCAGCAAGUCAAUAUCGCUACAGUGUUACCGAGAGGUCCACGACCCAUUUCGUACGCUCCUCCUGAUGCAGCUGGAUGCCGACGGGGUAAACCUGUCCGUCCAUCUUCUGCUUGUCGUCCAUCGUCAGCCCAUGUUCGGCGACCAUGAACCCAUAUUGUAUCCAGUUUGAAAUUGUCACCGUGGACCUAUGCUAUAUCUACUAUCUGAUCCCAGAGGUCAACAUACUAAUAUCAAUGAC